AUGCACGAUCCAAUACGCUUCUACUCUCUUCGCUCAUCACCUGCGUAUACCGCCCGUUCGCCGCAUGAACAAACGACAUUCGUGACCGUCUACACGCCCCUGUUGGUGGCCAAAAGUGUUUUGAACCCCGAAGCGCUCAAGGGAAAGCCGAAAGCCCGCCCGCUAAUGUCACUGGUUGAAGACGUCUACGCACCUCUAGACUGGAAAGUGACAUCAAGGCCAGGAGCCCCGAAAUGUUAUAUAAUGCAGACUUCCCGAUCGUUGAUCAACUGGUUUCGUCUCCAGCACCUCGUCUUCAUCGGCUGGGCUGAUCUACUAGGGGAAGAGCAGCGAAACUCAUACCGGCUGCUCUUCGACUGGUGGACAGCAGCUUCCGAUCGCCACUCGACUCCUCUCUCAUACUGCUCUCAGUUACAGUCUCUUGUUCACCAGAAUCCACGCUCCAAACGCUUUACCGACGACUACGAAGAGCUGUGGAUCUGCAUACAGAACAGUCUUUUGGAGACACUGAGCGACUUGCAGUCCAGAGAGGCAGGACAUUCCGAUUACGACAAGGCCCUGUAUCAACUCUUCAUGGCUGAAUUUGCCGACUUCCGAACAUGCAUCGAUGAGGCCCGCGAAGACUACUCUUUGCUGCGCGCUCAAAGAAUACAUGCGGCAAGAGAGGCCUAUUACCGGCAAGCCUCGUUGCAUUGUUCGCAAAUCAGCCAUGGGAGUUCUGAUAUUCGGCAUGGAUCCUUUGGUCCCAUACUUGCAGGUAGAAAUGGGACCGGAUUCACACACGAAUGUUCCUGGGCUCGUCCAGUCGAAGCGUCCGAUCCAUACUGCCCCCAGACACUUGAUUGUGGCCCUCGUAUCGCAGCCUGUCCAUGGCUUGAGGACAAGCAUGAAGAUCCCUUUGGCCUUGGAGGAUGGCCCGAGUACCUGUGGCAUCUAAACGACAGAUGCUUGGUCCGGACUCGGGACCUGGGGCCAAAGCGACCUGCCUACACCGCGAUCAGCCACACAUGGGGCAGAUGGAUGAGCGAAAACGAUGGAUACUUGAUACCAAACGGUAUGAAGUAUCGCGUCCCUCACAAUGCCAUGUUCGAUAUAAAGUCACUACCGCAAAGCCUACAGCACCUUGGUACCAAGAUCGAUACCGAUUACGCCUGGUUAGAUCUGGUCUGUAUACCACAAGGAUGCAAGGGCGAAGCGUUGGAUGAAGAACAUGACAUUCUAAAACGGCAAGAAAUAUCGCGACAAGGCUCAAUAUUCCGUAAUGCCAAGCGAGCAAUUGCUUGGUUUCACGACGUCGAUGAUUUUUCUUGCCUUGGGGGGCUCAUGGAAUUCGCUGCCUUGUCAAGGAUCGGCAUAGGCGAGACGCUCACGCGGGAGUCGCAGCAUGAACGAGAGCGGAGAAUGGCUCGAGCGCUAACAAAGAUGGAGGAUGGGUUAGCAGAGCUCUUUUCGAAGCCGGAGGAUACGCCCAAGGGGCCGGGGUUCCAGCAAUGGAGCAAGCAACAGAUGGGGCACGGGGAAGAAAUGAGCCAACCUAUCAACUUCUGGUUCACUUCCCUAUGGACACUGCAAGAACUGUGUCUAAGACCCGACAUGUGGCUUGCGACGUCGGACUGGAAGUUUCUUUGUUUGCAAGGAAACACUCGGAUCCCCUUGAAUGGGGCUCUAUGUAUCCUCCAAAAGUGGGAAACGUUGACCGGCCUCGGCGAGCUGCUGACCCUCCGACAGAUUGACAUUAUCCGGCUUGGAGACCUGCGGUACUGCAACGAAGCAAGGUCAGAGGCCAUAAUGUCAGUUGUUGGCGCCACCCGGUGGUAUGAGAGAGUUGCUGCGGGCCAGUACAAUCCAGAGUCAGACCUGAUUCUGAACAAGUACUGCAGAGCGUUCAUCAGCGAGGUAAAGCGCUUGAUUCCGACCGAGUUCUACACAGGCUACAGCAAACAUUGCCUGAUACGUGAAGACGGUCGGAUCAAGGCAAUACACCCCUUUACCUGCCUCGAUGGACACGACUAUUCAGGCCCGAGCUCGUCCGACACAAGCGGCUCUCUCAUGCCAUUUGGAAUAACGGGUCAAUGCUAUGGGAGGAAUGCAGAUCUUGAGCUAGGCAAUACACAAGCACAUAACUCGGUUUCAUCGUGGACCAUCGAUGAACUCGGCCGAGUUAUCAUAAAAAGAGCUUGUAUACUAGCCCCAAGCUGCAUUGCUAUCUCAACGGCCCGCUCCGCUCUCGACGAUGGCAGUCCGGCGAUGAUCGAACGACGACGAGGAGAACAAGAACAAACAAAUAAAAAAAAUAAGCCUUUCAACUUGGCAAACCUGCCUCACUUUCGCACAGGGGCUCGAGCAGGAGAUUCCGGGACAUAUUUUGUCGUUUUGUCAAGCCAUUUCGAAAACGCAAACUAUGCUCCUGGAUUCGGUGUACCCUUCUCCCGAGCGCGGAUCCGAGGUAUGGUGCUCCGCGCUGUGGAGCAAGAGUCUGAAGAAACGCGAGGAUCACGACGGCUGGUUUCGGAAGGAUCUUUUCAUCUGACGUUUCAGACAAGGGCCGGUACCCGAUUCGAGCUUCCGGAAGAGUGCCAAGUUGACUGGAUUGUACUAUAA
Molecule: messenger RNA, 2601 nt
Organism: Trichoderma atroviride IMI 206040
Lineage: Eukaryota; Fungi; Ascomycota; Sordariomycetes; Hypocreales; Hypocreaceae
Source: RefSeq, a predicted model, not a curated record